Cuscuta campestris is the source of this 2446-nucleotide messenger RNA. The record is from the annotation of a GenBank genome assembly. NCBI's taxonomy places the organism in Eukaryota, Viridiplantae, Streptophyta, Magnoliopsida, Solanales, Convolvulaceae.
GAGCAUGGCCACCAAAACCAUAUCGAUGUCAGCCCAUGAGAGAUUGCUCAACCAUAGCCGGAGAGGUCCCUCCGGAAAACAGAGUCAUCGUAACGGGAGUCCUCCGGAAAGUCUAGCCGAUUAGCGAAGCUACCUUCCCGAAAUCAAUCUCAAUCUAGGUUUGAUCUCAUCCAUGUUUUUAGCACGAUGAAUCCAACACCAGUCAAAGAGCGUUCUGGUAAUCGCCGAUUACACACGAGCAUAGUUGGGACUGGUAUUGUCAUGGGCGACUGUGUUGGCUUCCUUCCAAACAGUUAUUCCAGGGAGCGUCGUUCUGAACUUACUCGAUUCUUAAUCGAGUUAGGGUUAUGGGAAAGGUCCCAUUCAAUGAUGUGUUAUCCGAUCAAAAGGGCUAAAAGCUUGCAAUGGUGAAAAAGAUUGUUUGAGCAGAGAAGGAGUGCUUAGAGUCAGCUUGGGAUGUUUCACGUUUUAUUUGAUAAUGUUUGCAUCGACGGUGGGCACUUCAGAGAGGGAAGGGCGUAGAGAAAAGUGGCACUGUGGGUGGUGGGGUCCUAAGACGGCGAUGAUGUUUUCCCUCGUUUUCUUCCCAUUUGCUUUCCCUUCUAAACUGAUUUCUAUCUACGGUAAAAUUUCAAUAGGUGGAGCUGGGUAUGUACAUUGCUUAAAAAAACAAAGAGUCAAUUAUAUUACAUUUAGUGUGCAAAUUGAAAGAUCUGGGAGAUUCAAUGCAAGAGGCAAAACUAUUAUGGUCUAUAUAUAUAUAUUUGUUUGUUUGUUUGUUUGAAUUUACAGGGUGUUUUUACUAAUCAGCAUGGCCUCUUUCAUCAUUUGGAUACAAAAGAGGUGCUACUCCGAAAAAUCAAAGUUGAGCAACUCAAAAUUUAGGAGGGCGGUUGCAGGAAUUUUGCACUUUUUAUGCAUUGUGGGCAUUUUCAUUUUGUACGUCUGGUACGCGCCACACGCGUCUUGCUUGCUUAACAUUUCCAUCAUCAGUGGAACAAUAAUACUCUACCUCAUUAUGAGUGGUGCUUCCUUUCUUCGUAGUGUGAAUGGUGGUUUUCUAUCUUCUGGUAUAAUGGGAAUUUAUGUUAUAUACAUUUGUUGGUGUGCACUCAAAAGUGAACCUCAAGAAACAUGCAUGCGAGAGGGAGGAUCCUCUAAAGAAGAUGUGUUCACCAUCAUAAGUUUUUUUGCGGGUUUGAUAACAAUGGUGGUUGUGACGUUUACAACCGGCAUCGAUUCUAAAUGUUUUAUGACCGCGUUGAAAAGGGAGGAUGAAGAUGAUGAAGUUCCAUAUGGAUAUGGAUUCUUUCACUUUGUUUUUGCCACAGCAUCCAUGUAUUCUGCUAUGGUUCUAGUCGCAUGGGAUACCAACCACCAUAUGCAAAAGUUUACAAUUGAUAUCGGGUGGACUAGUACUAUUGUGAGGAUAGUAAAUGAGAUUGUAGCAGUCAUCAUUUAUGGACUGGUCCUGAUGAUUAAUAAACACGAGUGAUUUGCAUAUAUGGCUGAUGUACUCCGUAAUACAUUUAAAUCUUACGAGAAAGAUCGAGUGUUGUUCGUACGUGUUCUACAAUUAGUAAACUAAACUUGGUGAUGAAUUAAUAUGCUUGUGAUAGAGUUCAUUUCUUUUUAAAUUCAUUUUAUUUAACUUGCAAAUGCAAAAGAAAAAAAAAUUAGAAAAAGGGGUGCCCGAAAAUUUUGGACCAAUCAUGACGGUGAGUGGGAGCGAAAUGUAUGCCAACAUAAAGGAAGGAUCUUGGUUCACCCAAUUUGGGAAUGGAUGCAAUCCAUGGAUGGCCCGAUAUGUUUACGGAUCAUUUUUCCUCAUAGCAAAUUUACUGGCGUGGGCGGUCCGGGACUAUGGAUACACCACUUUCAAAUCAAUGCAAAGUCGAUCAACUGGCCCCUUCCGGUCAGGGUCUGAGCCCACCCAGUCCGCCUCAGCCAUCAUCGGCGGCCGUAAUUGGCCAGAAACGGCAUCAGCUGAGGAAACAGUUCUCUCAUCCGCCCCCAUGUUAUGGGGCCUUAGGGUUGAGUUGGAGGAGAGCAUCAUGGGUGGGGGCCGGGGUGUUACAAUGGUUCCAUGCCAUUGUCAGAUUUUGGACCAAGGGUUUGCUGAUGGUACUGAUAUGGUCGGCCCUACUGCCAUUGAAGUUCGACGACCCAGUCUGCAGCCCCUUUCAGAUUAAAGUAUUAACUUGGUAAUCGUAAAAAUUUAAAACAUUUCAAACACUUUUAUUUAUCACAAUAAUAUUUUUCAUAAUAUAGACAGUACGGAGUUUUCAAUAUUGCGGAAGCUUAACAAUCAUAAUCACAAACAUAAUUUAUUUAUGUUCUUUAAUUCAAAACCAUCACAUCCAUUCCGACAAUCUCGCCUCCGUCUGCCUCCAGGAUCACGUCACUUCAUUAACCUGCGUGUAGCAAAUAAAACAUAUUACACGCU